This is a messenger RNA of Brettanomyces bruxellensis, 1194 nucleotides long. RefSeq lists its product as uncharacterized. Gene Ontology annotation, molecular function: proton-transporting ATPase activity, rotational mechanism. Gene Ontology annotation, cellular component: vacuolar proton-transporting V-type ATPase, V1 domain. NCBI's taxonomy places the organism in Eukaryota, Fungi, Ascomycota, Pichiomycetes, Pichiales, Pichiaceae. The coding region runs from base 1 to 1194 and encodes 397 amino acids. Gene Ontology annotation, biological process: proton transmembrane transport. The record is from RefSeq and is a predicted model, not a curated record. The transcript has a single exon.
AUGUCUAAACCAGUGGCGAACUAUUUGAUGAUAGCCCUUCCAAAGUCGGCAGGCAGUGAAGAUUCAUUACAUCUUUUUCUGCAGAAAGACGUGAAUGGAGGUGAAGUUAAACUCACACCAUUUAAGCUUCCAAGUUUUAAAGUGGGUACAUUGGACUCAUUGGUGGAGCAAAGUGAUGAACUAGCAAAGAUUGACAAUCAAUUGCACGCAUCGAUCUCAAAGGUUUUGGAGAUUGCUGGCAAUGUUUUAACACCUUUAGCAGCGUUAUCUUCUGGCUCUAGUAGCACCAACGAAACCCAAGCUCCAAGAAUGAAAAUAGACGGCAAGACUGUUGAUGAGUAUUUAGAAACUUUUCAAUGGAAUACUUCCAGGUACAGACUUGACAAGCCAACAGAACAGUUAAUCAAAACCAUCUCUGAAGAGGCAUUUAACUUAGACUCGGACUUGAAGACUGCUUAUAGUUCAUAUAAUGUUGCUCGUUCGAAUCUGCUAGCCGCACAAAGGAAGCAGACUGGUGACCUCACUGUGAAAUCUCUUCAUGACAUAGUCAAUAAGGACGAUUUUGUUCUUGGUUCUGAGCAUUUGACAACCGAUCUUUUGGUUGUGCCGAAAUCCUUGAAGAGCGCAUUUUUGAACAGCUACGAAACUUUGACUCCUUACGUUGUUCCAAGGUCUGCUCACAAAAUCACGGAGGAUUCGGAGUAUAAUUUGUAUGGCGUUACGUUAUUCAAAAAAUACGAGAAGCAGUUCUUGACUGCUGCAAGGGAGGCAAAAUGGAUUCCAAGAGAGUUCAAUUAUUCAGAGGAAGCUAUCAGUAAGAUGAGAAAUGAGUAUGAAGCUGCAACGAAAUCAGAGGCAUCAUUGAAGAACGAUCUUAUCCGUCUUUCGAAGGAGGCAUACAUGGAAAUGACAUCUGCUUGGGUGCAUAUUAAACUAUUAAGAACAUUUGUGGAAUCUGUUUUGAGAUAUGGCUUGCCUCCAGAAUUCUCCUGCUUUUUGCUCAAGUUAAAGAACGAAAAGGCGAUAAACAGAGCAAAGAAGGACCUUCUAUCGAAGUUCGAAUAUCUUGGAGGAAAUGCGUUCUCGACAGAUAAAAAUGGUAAGAUUCAAAAGGAUAAUUCUCUUCACGAGUAUGCAUCGUUGGUUGAUCAGGAUUACGAACCGUUCGUGUUGUAUCACAUUGAAUUGUUCUAG